Conger conger (European conger) is the source of this 7048-nucleotide messenger RNA. It is a transcript of the gene mef2d, whose product is annotated as myocyte enhancer factor 2d. The record is from RefSeq and is a predicted model, not a curated record. Gene Ontology annotation, molecular function: histone deacetylase binding; RNA polymerase II cis-regulatory region sequence-specific DNA binding; protein dimerization activity. Lineage: Eukaryota; Metazoa; Chordata; Actinopteri; Anguilliformes; Congridae. Bases 588 to 2207 code for a protein of 539 amino acids. Gene Ontology annotation, biological process: cell differentiation; positive regulation of transcription by RNA polymerase II. The transcript has 12 exons.
UACCCCUGAAGACGCCCGUGAAUGCGUAGCAGUUGUUGGGGAACUGAAAGGAGGGACGGGUGCGGGGGUAACUGCCGAAGGAAGAGGAACACAAGAAGGGAGAGUCUGUUGGGGUCAUUGCUGGAACAGUCACUUCUCUCAGGCAGUCCCAGGACAGGAGCUGGCCCCCUCCAGAACCACCCUACCUGCACCGGCCGGGACUAUUCAGCAUGUUAAUGGUGUCCUACGCUUUGCCGUGAUUCAGUUUGGAGGCUUCUUUUCCGUGCUGCUCAUCACGAUCUCGCUAUUCCCAUGGUAUUGUUCUGGCUGUCCUGACCACAAGAGUCCAAGGGAGUGACACGUACCGAACGGCUGCAGUUGAUUGGGGGAGAGGAUCCCGAGGCGGGACACCUGGAUGACCGGACCAUGAACUGAAGGCCCCUCCUCCAGGCCCUGCGUUUCUGCCGUUCUUUUCCCAUCAGCCCCGGCUGCCGUCCAGUCGCACAGACCAGCGCCCAGCGAGCGCCACCACAACCCCUCCCUCCACACAGCCGCGCCCGCCUUCUGCCCGCUGACCGUCCCGCCUCUCCCACCGCCACUCCGGAAACAUGGGGCGGAAAAAGAUCCAGAUCCAGAGAAUCACGGACGAGAGGAACAGACAGGUGACCUUCACCAAGCGUAAGUUUGGUUUGAUGAAGAAGGCCUACGAGCUGAGUGUACUGUGCGACUGUGAGAUCGCCCUCAUCAUCUUCAACCACUCCAACAAGCUGUUCCAGUACGCCAGCACGGACAUGGACAAGGUCCUGCUCAAAUACACCGAGUACAACGAGCCCCACGAGAGCCGGACCAACGCCGACAUCAUCGAGGCUCUGAACAAGAAAGAGCACCGGGACUCAGAGAGCCCGGGCCCUGACGACUCCUUCUCCCUCACCCCCCGCACCGAGGAGAAAUACAAAAAAAUUGACGAGGAGUUUGAUAAAAUGAUGCAGAACUAUAGGCUGUCUUCUGCGGUCCCGCCCCCUACUUUCUCCAUGCCAGUCACAGUCCCCGUGUCCAAUCAGAACGCACUACAGUUCAGCAACCCCAGCAGUGCCCUGGUUACCACUUCCUUUGUGACAUCAUCACUCACAGAUCCCCGCCUCCUGUCGCCACAGCAACCAGCCCUCCAGAGGAACACGGUGUCUCCAGGGUUACCGCAGAGACCGGCCAGUGCAGGUGCACUUUUAGGAGGUGACCUCAACAACUCGAACGGAGCGUGCCCAAGUCCAGUGGCAAACGGGUAUAUCAGUGCUCGAGCCUCCCCCGGCCUGCUCUCCGUCUCUAAUGGCAACAGCUUGGCCAAAAUAGUUCCAGCCAAAUCUCCACCUCCGCCCAGCCCUCAGAUGGUGAACAGCCGCAAGCCGGACCUCCGGGUCAUCACUUCACAGAGCGGCAAGAGCCUGAUGCAGCUGACGGAUGAGGAGCUGGAGUUGGUGAGUGAGAAUGCUCAGCGGUUAGGUGGCUCUCAGGUGACACAGUCACUCACCACACCAGUGGUCUCUGUGGCAACGCCCAGCCUCCUGACGCAGGGGCUGCCCUUCUCUGCCAUGCCAACCGCCUACAACACAGACUAUCAGCUGACGAGUGCAGAUCUCACAGCACUCCAGGCUUUCACGUCGCCGGGCGGCCUGUCGCUAGGAAACAUGUCCACUUGGCAACAGCAACCACAGCAACUACAGCAGCAACAGCAGCAGCAGCAGCAAGCGGUGCUAUCCCAGCAGCCUCAGGCGCAACAGCUCAGCCUGGCAUCGCUGGGUAACUUAGUUAUGUGGGGCGCGGAAAAGCACAUCGGAGACGCGUCUAACUGCGGCUCCAGUUUCACCACAAACCUGAGGCCUGUGGGUCAUAUACCUCAGGGUGCCAUGCUGACGGUAAACACCGCCCCCAACGUGAGCAUCAAGUCGGAGCCGGUGUCUCCCAGCCGGGAGCGCAGCUCCGCGUGUUCGUCCUCGGGGGGCGUGCUGACGGUGGGGGCCCCGUACCCCGGGGCCCUGCGUCUGGAGCCCACGGGCCGCUCCCCCGUGGACAGCCUGAGCAGCACCGCCAGCUCGUACGAGGGCAGCGACCGCGACGACGGCCAGCCGCGCCCGCCCGACUUCAGCUCCACCGUGGGGCUCCUGAGGCCCUCCACCGAGGCUGAGCAGGAGGGCAACGUCAAGCGCAUGAGACUGGACACCUGGGUCACAUAGACCCCCCCCCCCCCCCCGCCACGCGUCUCUGCCCCCUGAGUGUCCCUUCACUGACACACACACUCUCUCACACACACUCACACACACUCACACACUCUCUCACACACACUCACUCAGGCACACACACACUCACACACUCACUCACUUAGGCACAUACACUCUCACACACACUCACUUAGGCACACGCACUCUCUCACACACAUACACACAUUCACACACUCACACACUCUCACACACACACUCACUCACACACAGGCACACACUCACACACACACUCACACAGGCACACACUCACAUAGGCACACACUCACACACACACACUCACACAGGCACACACACACACACACUCACACAGGUACACACUCACACACACACUCACAUAGGCACACACACACACAGGCACACACACAAACUCACAUAGGCACACCCACACAGGCACAGUCACACAGGCACACACACACUCACACAGGCACUCACACACACACACACACACACACACACAUACACACAAAGCAAACAUGCGCACACACAUAUGCGUACACACACACGCAUAAAGCCACGCACACACAUGCACACACUGCUAUCAUGGGCCGAGUCACCAAACCAGGGAUUAGCUGUAAUUGAGUGGGAUGGAAUUAGGGGCGAUUUUGAGUUGGUUGUUUUGAUAUUUGUGUUCAGGGGCUGUGAGGGGGCUGAGGCUGAUGUUAAAUGAAAGAGAAAGCGAUGCUGUGGAUGUCACGGCAUAAGAACAGUGGGCUGGAAGCGCUUGUUUUCGCUGGGUUUUCAGUCAAAUCUGUACAUUAAUGACUAAAGAUGUUCUAGACUUAGCUGAAUCUUCUCUCGGGGAUCGUUCAGCCACACUCUCUCUGUAUUUACACAUGGAAGUGUCCAUUCGAUGUAGCAGCCCAACCAGGCUGAGCAUAAGGCCGGUUGAAAUUGCUCCAUGUAAUCAUGUUCCCGGGCAGUUAUAUACUCUUUUACCCCUGACCAUUUUCCAUCCUCCACUCCCUGAACACUCGAGAAGCUGAAACAGUUUCCUUUUCAAAAAGCGACACUUCAACUCCACGGGCUCUUCUGCUCAUUUCGUUCCCUUUCUUCAGCCUUGGAAAGCGACUCAAUUUAAUUCAAAAGACGGCGAGGGCUGCAGCAGCUCUGUUGUAAACACUGCAUGAAUCAAAUCUAAAGGACGUUCACUACAGAGCCCGGCUUUACCAGAAGGCAUCCAGAGCAAGCUAGAAUCUUCUAGAAGCCACGGCCACGUUGUGUGCAUAGACUGCUUUGCCGAAGGCCAAGGUCCUGGGCUCGGUGAAAGGGAUGCUGAGUCAGCGCUUCGAUCUUACUUUUCCCAAACGCUCUCCUCCCAUCUCAACCCCAUCGUUUUUAAUGCAUAUUCUCCCUAUCUGGGUAGUUAAAUUUUCCACAGUGUGUAAAAUGAUGAGGUUCUCUUUUCAUUUUUUUGAAAUAACUAUCCUGUUCUAAUUCAUACACACACAUGGUCAUGGACAAGAUAUUUUCAUUCUGUACAACAAAAGCAAGAUCAGAAAAUGGCCAGGUGUUCUUCACAAUCACCCGUUUACACAAGCUUCAGGCACAAUAUUUCUGCCACUUCUGAUCACAGUGCAUUUCUUUUACUGCUUUUUGGCUUCUGCCUGCUUAAUUCAGGGGAUAUCGCUCAGUUCUGUCAAAAGUACUCUUGCCAUUAAAAAAAAAAAAAAAGUACCAAAAGGCUUGAAUUUUAGAGGAUUGAGGAUUUGUUCAAGAAAAAAAUGAAGAACCAUGUAUAUACACAGAUGUUUUUUGAUGUUCCUUUACAGCCAACUUUGGUUCUUGAAUAGCAAAGGACAAUGUUUGAAGGCAAACGGUGGCAUAUGUAUUUAAAUGACUUUAGGUGGCAGUAAAACUACAUGCAUUUUAAAAGGUAACUGCAUAUAAUGUGGAAGAAAUUAUAGACAAUAGGGAUUGUGUAUAUAAAUAUAUAUUCACAUAUAUUUUGCAGGAUAUCCCUAAAACAAAUGUGUAGAUUCUCAGUGGAUCUGUCUAUAUAUUUAUGUAUAUGUAAAUGUAAUAAUGUUGUAAGCUAGAAUGCUGGAGGGACAGUCAGGGAGGCCACAGGGACGUUGACUUUGAGAGAUCUCUGACAGUUUAUUUAAUGGAAUGCACUUUAUAUUCCAGACCCUAGCCCUCAGCGAUGUCAGCAUGGCGCUUCACUAAAUACAUGUUUCUUUAUAUUUAUGUUUGUAUAUAUAUAUGUAUAUGUGCAUAUAUAUAUAUAUACACACACACACACAUCUGAGCACACUUUUCAUCACUUCCUGUUACAUGUGAGGGGGCUCUGCCUCACUUAGUCUCUUAUCCAGACACAUCGCUCUAAUGCAUUUCAUGUGAUGUCCACUUCCUGCCCAGCUGGCCUCUUUAACUGUGCUCCUCGUGUUGUGGCACAUUCCUCAGAAGUGUCCUCAGAUUCGGGAGCCAGAGAGAGGGUUUGUCGGCCAAGGAGUAUGAAAUCCGUCAUUCGUACCUGCGCUAACGCACAGCUAACUUCCUCUGCUCAGAUAAAACUCUCCGUAAUACCCGAACCCGGCUCCUUCAAAAGACCCAUCAAACGCAAAUGUACAGUUCAAAGAGGAAUUGCUGUCCCGUUUGAACAUUUGCACUUCUGACACUAGAUAGCAGUGGAUAUGUAAUAAUUUGGGCAGCGUCUUUAAAGUGAAUUUACUUGUACAUUUUCUGACACAUACUGCAAUUUUGCAGUGUUGUAAAAUGAUGUCCAAUUUGCCACGUAUAUUGAAUGUUUUAUAGUGGAUUUAUUGUAUCUGAGUGAUAAAAGAUUAAAUAUUUUUUAAGUCAGGCAGGCUAUAUAGAGAUUUUAGGCCCAUUAUUAUUCCUGUUAACAGGAUCCUCAUUGGGGUUAUAAAUAAUUUGUGCUCCGUGUUGCUGAAUUGCAUUAGCAGGCGUGCAGAGCGUACAGGCAGGUGUGAGAGGAGGCUGCUGGAAUCGGCGGUGCUGCCGGUCAUUGUCACAAACGAGAGCUUGGAGACAAGCUUGAUUUUAUUUAUUAUAACAGCCCAACAACCAAUGGCCCUCCUGUUAUUUGACCAGGCCAAACUUCACACUUCUCUCCUCCCACCAAAAUGAAUCCCAUUGGAUGAAGAUUCCCUCUGGUUGACUUUAGGUGAAUUUGCCUAAAUGCGAUUUUAUCAAAGGCUAAAUUUAUUUGUGUGUGUGUAGAUUUUUAUAUUAAUAUACCCGGUUCUCUUAGAAACUUGAAUUUCCCAGAAACUCUUUUCCCUCCCUCCAGUAUCCCAUAAGCCCCUGCUUCCCCACUGUGCUGUGCUGUCAUUCAGUGUUGCACUGUGGUCUGUCACAGAGGAACAAAAAGCAGCCUGUUGCGGUAGAUGAAACGCGUUUCACUUUUGGUCCACGUUUCCGCAGCCUCUGCCCGCUGUUGGUCAGGAGUUUCAGGAAAGCCCUUAAGACUGCUGGGACAGAUGAUGGUCCGAAAGUCCUCUCCGCAACAAGAAGGGUUUUGUGUAGCAUUUAAUUAUUUGGUCAGAUGGGAUCACAUUAAUCGCUUGCAUUCACGGUGCAAGGCUAUGGCUUUGGAGUAGCCAGUGGUGAUGAGGUCUGUUGGCCUUUACCUGAGGACAGUAAGGAGAGAGAAAGGGGGAAAGCACUGGGUGUGAUGGCUUGGGUUCAUUAACGUGUUGCUGCUCUGCAUGUUGGACAGGUAGAAAUAGAAGAUCUUGAGCUGUUCCCAUGAGCGUGUGCAGUACACCUGUAUACAGUUUAGUGAAGAUGGUUGGAUUUGGGCUCUGGGUGUAUGACACUGCAUGAAGCUGCUCUGUCUGCUGCCCGUGUGUUUGGCUUCACGUGCUGGCAUUGACCAGUCAUUGUACAAACGCUGUCAUGGAUCUCAGUCACUCAGUGUAAUCAAAAUGAAAGACAAUCUUCUAAAAAAAAAUACAUAAAUAAACCUACACCCCUUAUUUCCAAUGAAGUUUUUAAAAUCUCACUUUUUUCUGGUGUUAAUUUGUGCUGGUGACAAUUGUCUUUUUUAAUGAAUGUUAUUAUUGCUGUUAUUUUUGUUAUUACUAUGAGUGAUAAUAAUAAUAAAAAUAAAGAAAAGCCAUUUUAAUUUUAUUUCUGCUGUUGUGUGUAGUAUAGCCAUCUUAUUUUAUUUGGUUUUAUUUUAUUCUAUAUAAAUACUAUAUAAAUAUAUAUUUUUUGUUUUCAUUUUUUUGUUUUCUUCAAAAGGGGUGCUGUUAAUAUUGCAAGGUUUAUUAAAAAUAUUGUAGUAAUAUUAGUAUAUAUAAAGUAAUGGAGGGGAAAAGUGAAUAACACAAACCGAAUGAAAUUACCAGUACAAUGCUGCAAUUUUUAGUCAAAUGUCAAAAAUCUGACGUACAUAAGCAGGGGAAGGCUGAUCUGAUCUAUUUCCAGGCACAGACUAUUUCGGUGGAAAUGCAUGGGAUUAAAACAAACAGAGAAUUAAUCAUUUUUUUUAAUGAAAUGUAUUAUCAACAACAAUAUAAACCACACAAAAAAAAUGUACCUGAGGAAAAGUUUAAAAUAAAUUAUAGCUAAUAUAUUGUGUUCGGCUAGUCUGCUUUGAGUUUUGUUGUAAAAAGAUGUUUUUUCUGUUGUUUUUGGAGAAUGAUAUACAAUUUGUGUAUAUUUUCAUAAACAAAGUAUGCACUGAUAUGUUAUUAAAAAUUCUAUACUGCUUUUACAAAAAAGUGUUUGUUAUUGUACCAAAGUAUCCAUUUGUCCCUUGAUACCUACCCCUUUUUGCGUAUGUUUUACCGUAUUUUAUAUAUUAAAUAGACAAGUUGACCUAAAAA